Molecule: messenger RNA, 5862 nt
Organism: Ictalurus furcatus (blue catfish)
Lineage: Eukaryota; Metazoa; Chordata; Actinopteri; Siluriformes; Ictaluridae
Gene: hsd20b2
Product: hydroxysteroid (20-beta) dehydrogenase 2
Exons: 11
Coding region: 483-1472 (329 amino acids)
Cellular component (GO): endoplasmic reticulum
Molecular function (GO): oxidoreductase activity
Source: RefSeq, a predicted model, not a curated record
UAAGCUUUGUUUGGACUUGGUGAUGGAAAGCGCUGUGUUUAUCAGUGCUGUGCAUCCGUCAUUGCAUGAUUUCUUUUUAAUUAUCAGGACGAUUACACAUAGUGUUUACAAUACCUUUACAUCAUACUACUGUAAUUAUAUUUUAUGUAAAAGGGCUAUGUGUGUGUGUGUGUGUGUGUGUGUGUGUGUGUGUGUGUGUGUGUGUGUGCAUUUCCAAAAACCUCUUUCUUUAACGCGUGUUUUGGUUCAUCUUAAACUAUACUACAGGCUAUAUACGAAUUUAUCUCUCUAUAAAAUAGGCGGAGUUACAGUCUACCUUAAUAUUAUAUGUUAAUAUCAUGCCGUAUGAUCUAUCGCUAACCAAUGGCAGGUGGAAUUGGAUCGAUUGUGGGAGGAGCUUGUGUAUUAAUAAAGACGGCGCUCGUGGCCGGUUUAAAAGCGCGCGCGCGCACAGCUGGUCUCUCUAGUCAGUGUCAGCUAUCAUGGCCGGAGCUGCGGAAUGCGGUUGGUUUGGAUCUUUUCUCUGUUUUCUAGGUGCCGCCACGGCGCUGUGUUACCUGCUGAAGUGGUCGUGGAGGACUUGGCAAGGCUUCCAGGUGUACGUGCUGUCUAAAAUCUGGCGAACAGAUCUGAGAGAGUACGGCCAGUGGGCAGUGGUCACAGGGUCAACAGCAGGGAUCGGACGAGCCUAUGCCAUUGAGCUCGCCAGACGGGGACUGGACGUUGUUCUGAUCAGUCGAUCACAAGAUAAGCUUCGCAGAGUUGCUGAUGAGAUAGAAUCGCGUUACAGACGGAAGACUCGAGUCAUUCAGGCCGACUUCACAGAGGGUCACUCUAUCUAUCCAGCUAUAGAAGAGCAACUCAAAGGCCUGGAGAUUGGCAUUCUGGUGAAUAAUGUUGGCAUGAAUUACGCUGGAAUGUUGGUGAACUUCUUAGAUGUUCCUGACCCUGAAAAGAGAAUCACUGAAGUGAUCAACUGUAACAUCCUCUCCGUCACACAGAUGAGCAGAAUGAUUUUGCCACAGAUGGUCGAAAGGUGUAAAGGUCUUAUCAUCAACAUGUCAUCAGAAGCUGGUUCUCAGCCACAGCCCAUGCUCACAUUGUACUCAGCUACAAAGAUAUUUGUGACGUAUUUCUCUCGCUGUCUUCAUGCAGAAUACCAGCCACGAGGAGUCACAGUCCAGUGUUUGACCCCAUUCAUAGUGUCCACUAAUAUGACACAUAACAUUGAGGUUAAUCCUCUGGUGAAAAGUGCAUCCUCGUUUGCCAGAGACGCUCUCAGUACUGUGGGUUACAGCUCCUUCACGAGUGGCUGUAUUACACACGCCCUACAGCAUAUCGCUCUGACCAUCUUCUUCCCAGGCUGGCUGCGACUGUCUCCAUUCUGUGUACGCCGUGUCGAGAAGUUUGCACAAGAAACCAAGCAGCAAAUAGAAGAGAGAAUGGCACAGUGUCAGAAGAAGCAGGAAUGAUGAAGACAAACACAGACAAACCGAGGCCGACACUAGACGGAAGUCACAUAAACAAACAAACAACCUGAUUUGUCUGACUUGCUCUUCUGGAUAAGGAUCACACACUUCUAACCAAACCCUGCUUUAAUCAGAUUUGAAAGUAUUUUUGGCAUACAUUCUCAGCAUGCAAUGAAUUAUCUUCAUUGGUGUGGAUUUUCAAACAUUUAAGGAUCUCAGCCAAAGAGGAUUUCUACUUGAUCAGCCAAGAUAUGUUCGGUAUCAGAGUUUUACAAGUUUUUUUUUUUUUUUUUUUUAAAUUACGUAUGAAACUAUGCAGGUGACAUCAGAUCAUAAUACGUAGGAACAGGAUCCUAUUGUGUGGCCAGAACUUAUUAACAUAAGGAAGUGAGAUUAUUAAAUGUGGCCACAGUUUAAUAAGGUGUGAUUACGGUGCUGUGCCAACAAGAUAGAGAUCGCAUGUGUCAACACCCAUCCUUUUCUGUUUCUUGACAGCCGUAACUACCGUAAACAAAUUCCAGUGUGUGGCAAAAGAAUGUACUCAUCUCUUUUAUUGAGUUUACCUUAAUUAUCUAUUUAUCAUGCCUUACUAAGUUGUGGCCACGCUGUAAGGUCAGUUAUGAAGGAAUGACGCCGGUGGAGUUUAUAGCUGGCAGUUUGGCAUUGUGCAAACUGCAAGUCUAAUUCCCCUCACACUUAUCUCCAAACACACUUUACAUAAACUAGCAAAUACAUUUGUGUAAAUAUAUACAAAAACGAUUUGGCACUAUAUCAACCAAAUCACUCCUAACAUGUCCAAGACUGGCACGGAGUGACACAAAACUAGCUGAAGUAGAAAGUGAUUCGGCUUCCAAACUGACAGUCUGUAGCUAUUUUCAGCGGAUGUUUGUCCAUUUGUCUGGGUAAAAAAAAAAAAAAAGGCAUAAACCCCAUCAAGAAGUACAUUUAGAUAUACUGAACGACUCAACGUGGUUUGAGGCACUUAGUUUGCACAAUGCCAAAUUGGACACGUGUACCGUAUGUCACGUAGGCUAUUAACUACAUUAGCUUCAGACGACAGGUGUGCACGUGCAUGUUUAUGCGUCUCACUCCCACAGCUAUUACUUUUGCACGAACCAGCGCCGUUCUUUAGAAAAUAUCGCUCGUAGGUGCAAUAUAUAUACACACACACACACACACACACACACACACACACACACACAUAUAUAUAUGGGAAUUCUGAACAAAUCAGCGACUUUUAAACCACACUGAAUGAAUGAAAGCGGCAAAUGACGUCACGUAGGGCCGCUCGAGCCACUAAUUUUGGUCCCGCGAGCUUCAGAUCUGAUGUCCUAACUUUUGACACACACACGCACACCUUGGCUGAUUGAGUAUUCUGAAGUGAAGUUUUUUUGGUGUAAAUUUUAUUUCUGGUCAAACUCUUGUUUUAAAUCAGAAAUUCAGUGUACAAUAAUACAAAAGCGUAAAUUGGGCCGUGUAUCAGACAUAGAGAAGAUAUAGGACUCAGUAAGGGAAAAAGGAAAUAUUGAACCAGUUUAUUGUGUACAUAUUUUUUUUUAUAUACAUAUAUAAUAACAAUAUUACCCUAUAUUUGUUAAAUUAAACAGAAUAUGUAUUGUUAAUACAGGACCUUUUAUAUAAAUACACAUUAAAUUAAAAGCACAUGACCACACUGUCUUGGACGUUCAGACUAACCCCACUCUGUCGAGACCCGUAGUGUGUCUCAGCACCGGUACAAAACAUCUGGCUUUCUAAUUCACUGUUCACUUUUCAAUUUCAUUGCUGCCUGGAAAGACAGAGGCAGUCUCCACUGACCCAAAGCCUCCCGCCCGCGGACCGACGUAUUAACCAGAACAUUAGUUAAAUCUGAUUCCCAAGGCACGUUUACAGAUGCAAGUCAACCCAAACGUUAACAAACUUUUUCAAAAUGCUUUAAGGGUUUAUACAAAGUCUUCAAACCAUCUCCUAUUCCUCUCUUAUAGAACUCGACCUGAGGAAAUGAGGUAUGUCUACACCACAGACUAUAAAUUUGGUGCCAGUAAGUGCAAUUAUAAUAAAAGCUGAGCAGCAGCAGCAAUGCACAACCCCUUUUUUUUUUUCUUUUUCCUUUUAAAUGUAUGACUAUAUUCAUAUAAUCAUUUGCAUCAAGCAUUUCUGACUAACUGGAUAAACUCAAGCAAAUAGAUUAUGAUCUGCUGCAAAUGUACAUAAACAACCACCAUAUCUACACAAGUCGACAUUACUUAAGUAUGUUUUAAGACAGUAAGCAUCGAUAUAUAGUCCCAACACAUAAACUAUGCACAUCUGUAAAAUACAAUACACAACUGUCACGUCAACAGACUCCUAAUUUCUGCCGUGUCCCAGUUCAGGCCUUUAAAAGAAUAAUCCAGGAUCCGCAAGCACUUUUCAAAUUGACGUCGAACAUAUCCGUACUGUUUGUGUGAUUACCGCAAACAAGAUCUGUGACACGUUCCCCUGCAAUCAGAAAGAAUUGAAAACUCGUGCGCAAAACUCACAUAUAUUCAAAGUGUAAGGGCAAACGAGAAACUCAAACUUUCACGUGAAACGUGUAAGAAGUGAACCACAUGGGGCACGCUGUUCUAGGACAAUCCUUUUUUUUUUUUUUUUUUUUUUUUUUUUUUUUUACUAUUACCGCUCCAAAGUUGAUUAUUUCCCUACAACAGCAGACACCAAAGUGUUUUAUUCCUCUCGCACCACUGUGAUUAGCCAACGAUGACAUGUUUUAACUGACUGAAGAACAUUUUAUCUCCUUUUAUAUUAUUGUUGAACGUCUGCAAGAUAAGGUUAUUUCCUAGUUCCCUCACCUCACCCUUAACCCCCCCAUCUUUAAUGUUAAUAUGAAACUACCUUAUCAGAGGGAAGAAUUUUAGGUUAUUCCUCACCAAUAAGGUCAGAGUAGUUAAAGAGUUUUGCACGAACACGUCAAAGCAGUGUUGGAAAGCUUUGACGAGACUUUCUGUCAUGUCCUUCUCAUCUGGAGACCUUUAUGGUUAGAUCCAGAUAUCCUCCCCCUCCCCACCUUUCAUCAAUGCACUGAAGCGUGUCGAUACGUUUGUGGUAAUUACAGACACGUUACAGUUGCAGCAGAUAAGAAUUAGGCCGGAAAGAACUCUGGAGUAUUCUUUUAAGACGGUUAAACUGCAAGGAAGGAGCUGUUGAACACACACACACAAAAAAAGAGGAACUGGAAGUAUUGCACUAGCCUGAUAACACUGCGGGACCAGGUUUGCAUCAGUCUGCAUGUGAGGAUGGGAAUGUGUUAAAGCGGAGAAGAACGCAAACCCAUACCAGUCUGGAAGGCUAUGGGAAAGUAAAUAAGGCAGUUACACAGUAACACUGAAGCUAUACAAGGAAAGUACAAGUGGAAGAAAAGACAUCCAAGUAAGAAACCUGGUUGUGCCAGUUAUACAAACAUCACUUUAGAAUGUUAAAUUUCAAGUCAAAGCCACACACGGACACUCCUUCAGCCCAGUGAUCCCAUUCCCUAAAUAUCCUGAUAUCCUUCAGAUCACCAUGCUCUGAAAUGGAAGGAAAGUGCUUGAAUAAAAAGGUUGUUUAAACCUUCAUGUUCCCCAUUCACAUAACAACAACAGUGACUGACAAACAAAAAAUUUUUUGGUUCUGCAAACUCAAGAGGAGAACAAAUGCAUAUGGGGACAGGGAACAAAGAAGUCGGCCAUGCAAUAAGGCCCAGCUGCAGUGUUAAGUAAGCACAAGCCACAGAAUGCAUGUUUAAGUAUGUUAAAGAGAUGGUUUUGCAAGUAUACAAAUACAUAAAACCAGUCGAUCAGUUGAGACAUGUUUAGUGUGCACCUUGUUUGGUGUGCAGCUAUGAGACCGAUGUACCCAAAUCACUCCGGCCUCUAGGCCCCCACUUUGGAAAUAACUUGGCAAAUAUGAUGUCCCUGCUAUUUUAGAAAUAAAUAAAUAAAUUGAUCGCUAAUGAUGUACAUCAAGGCGAGUUGAUGAAACAUGUUAGCCGAGACAAACUUCCAUUCCAAGCAAAUGUCGCACACCAAAAACGACUUCUCAGAGUAAACGUAGCCUAAUAUUUGGUUUAAAGUGAAUUCCCUUUAUACAUUUGCUGCAUUUAACUCAACUGUGUAAUUCACUCAAAGCUCAGUACAUGUAACAGGGGUCAGACCAUGAAUCAGAAGAGUGGGACCAAGUCCUUGAGUGAGGGUAUCCAACUGUGCAAGGUACUGCUGCGAUUGCCUGGAAUCGGUGGGCGGGCGGGGCAAAUAGAGGAAGCGCACUGCGGCGGAAGUGCUGUGUUCUUUCAGGAGCCUGUUGACCGCGCACAGGAACUCCUCCGUCACAACAGGGGGCACAAUCCUGUCGUUUCCUCGCAUCAGCUGCACCACAGGAUCCC